AUGGCUGGCGUGAAUAGGUCAUCGAACGUUGCCUGCCAGCUGCAAGCUGCACCGCGCUGCAAUAUUGCCCCCAUUCUGUACCAGGCUCCGGCUCUGGAGUACACGAAGCCUCUGUCUUAUGGCCCAUAUGCCAAGACUGUGAUCGCUGCUGAGCCAACCUACGCCAAGACUGUGAUCGCUGCUGAGCCAGCCUAUGCCAAGACUGUGAUCGCUGCUGAGCCAAUCUACGCCAAGACCAUCGUAUCGGAGCCCAUCUACACCAAGAACGUGUUCGCUGAGCCGAUCUACCCGGCCAAGACGCUGAUCGCUGAGCCCGUGUACGGCAAGAGCAUUCUCGCUCAGCCAGCUCCGAUCUACGGUGGAAAGGUUCUGUCCUAUGGCCCGCAGGUCGCCUACGGAGGCUAUGGAGCCCAUGGCUGGUAAAUGUUUUGACUGUGAUAAUGUACCGGCUGAAUGCGUGCUAAGAGAUAUAUGUGAUAUGUGCAAGAAUAAACGUUUAUUUAUGUAAUAUAAA
This is a messenger RNA of Anopheles arabiensis, 514 nucleotides long. RefSeq lists its product as uncharacterized. The transcript is spliced from 2 exons. The record is from RefSeq and is a predicted model, not a curated record. The coding region runs from base 1 to 423 and encodes 140 amino acids. NCBI's taxonomy places the organism in Eukaryota, Metazoa, Arthropoda, Insecta, Diptera, Culicidae.